Molecule: messenger RNA, 804 nt
Organism: Mastomys coucha (southern multimammate mouse)
Lineage: Eukaryota; Metazoa; Chordata; Mammalia; Rodentia; Muridae
Gene: Sprr1b
Product: small proline rich protein 1B
Exons: 2
Coding region: 155-568 (137 amino acids)
Source: RefSeq, a predicted model, not a curated record
CAAGCAAUGAAGAUGCAGCAGCCCAAAAGCUCCCAUUUACCCUCAGGCAGGUCUUGUUCCUUCUAUAAAAAGCCAGUGUGAAGAGGAUACUACAUCCAAUCCCAGCAACCACACUACCUGUCCUCCACAUACCAGGUCCACCCAUCUUUGAAGAAUGAGUUCACAUCAGCAGAAGCAGCCCUGCACAGCUCCUCCUCAGCUGCAUGAACAGCAAGUGAAGCAGCCUUGCCAGCCACCACCUCAGGAGCCAUGUGUCUCACAAGUCAAGACACCCUGUGACACCAAGGCUCCUGAGCCCUGCCACCCCAAGGCUCCUGAGCCCUGCCACCCCAAGGCUCCUGAGCCCUGCCACCCCAAGGCUCCUGAGCCCUGCCACCCCAAGGCUCCUGAGCCCUGCCACCCCAAGGCUCCUGAGCCAUGCCACCCCAAGGCUCCUGAGCCAUGCCACCCCAAGGCUCCCGAGCCAUGCCACCCCAAGGCUCCUGAGCCAUGCCACCCCAAGGCUCCUGAGCCAUGCCCCUCAACUGUCACUCCAAUACUAGCCCAACAGAAGACAAAGCAAAAGUAAUGCCCAAAGCUGUGCUUUGGGGAGAUGAUCACCAAUGGAUGCUCUCAUUUAUAUUUUAAAAUUAAGUACUACAAAGCUUAUUUUUAACUUAUUAAUGCUGGGUCUCUGGGUUUCAGAAUUCAGCUGAGAACUUGGUAGCUGUGCUAGUUUGUCCUCUCAGAACUCUUCAGAAAAGAGACCAAUUUACAAGGGACUGGGUUCUGUCAUGCUCCUAUUAAAUCUCCUUCUACUCCUGA